Messenger RNA from Soboliphyme baturini, 1239 nucleotides. The record is from the annotation of a GenBank genome assembly. Lineage: Eukaryota; Metazoa; Nematoda; Enoplea; Dioctophymatida; Soboliphymatidae.
AUAUGACGAAACUAUGCGUCUCCGUCAAUCGGACAAGGAACAGAUUGAGAUACUGGCCACACAGAUAGUCGAUGCUGAAUCUGAGAUCAACCUGCUGCGACAGCGCUUCAAAUCUUUGGGCGACGAGAUGAAUCGUUAUAACAAGGAUAAUUCCCGCCUUUGGGAUGAAUUGCAGAAGGCCAGAUCGGACUUGGACCAGGAGACCCUCAGCCGCAUCGACUUCCAGAACCAGGUGCAGACUUUGUUGGAAGAAUUGGAGUUCUUGCGAAGAGUUCACGAUCAGGAAGUCAAGGAGUUGCAGGCGCUGUUGAAUCGUGAGCCGACAGACACUCGCGAAUUCUUCAAGAACGAGCUUGCCCUGGCAGUACGCGACAUCCGCAACGAGUAUGACAUCAUCGCGCAACAGAACAAAAGUGAUAUGGAAUCGUGGUACAAACUGAAGGUUCAAGAGGUACAGUCCGCGACAUCCAGGAGCGGCGUGGAGACCAACUUCCAACGCGAAGAAGUGCGCCGCAUGCGCGAACACAUGCAAGACCUCAGAGCGAAACUUGCCGACCUUGAAAGCAAGGUAUGCCAAGAGUGCGGGAUUAAUAAAUCAUUUUUAAGCCUGAACUAUCCGAAAAAGGGUUUUCAUGAACUGAAUCAUCAACUAGAAGACGACCAACGACAAUAUGAAUUUGCCCUUAAUGAUCGUGAUGCUCAAUUACGAAAACUGCGCGAUGAAUGCCAAGCUUUGGUCGGCGAGCUGCAGGCCCUGCUAGACACGAAGCAGAUCCUCGAUGCCGAAAUUGCCAUCUACCGUAAGAUGCUAGAAGGCGAAGAAAACCGCGCCGAAAGCAGUCGAACUGUUCGAGGAGAAAUGUCGACGCGCACCACCUUCCAGAGGUCGGCCAAAGGUAACGUGACUAUUGCCGAAUGCGACCCAGAGGGGAAAUUCAUUGUUCUUGAAAAUUCACACCGUUCAAAGGAUGAGAACAUCGGUGACUGGAAGAUCCGCAGGAAGAUUGACGGAAAACGCGAAAUCACCUACAUACUGCCACCAAACAUUGUUCUGAGAGCAGGAAAGACGUGUAAGAUAUGGGCUCGCGAACAAGGAGGAUUCCAUCAUCCACCAAGUGAACUGAUUUUCGACGGUGAAACAACUUGGGGGAGUGGAAACAAUGUCCAGACUGUACUGUUCAAUCGCGACAACGAGGAACGUGCCACGCACACGCAGCGAACCGUUCAGCAAGUCUAAAU